CAUUGACGGAUAAAGUCAAAGACAAAAGGUCAAAACUCAAAAGUCAAAACAAAAUUACAAAAAAAAACCCCACAAUAUUCUUCAAUAUUAAUUAUUCAUUAAAUUAUUUAAAUUCUUAAAAUGUCUGACAAAAAGAAAGCCCUGUUUAUAUGCCUUGGCAAUAUCUGUCGAUCGCCAAUAGCGGAGGGUGUUUUCCAAAAGACUGUGAACGACUUGGGUUUGGGACAACAAUGGGAAAUCGACAGUGCUGCAAUUGGCAGCUGGCAUGUAGGUAACCCACCAGACUGGAGGGCGCUAGACACCAUGAAGAAUCAUGAGGUGCCUUACGAUAAUUGUGCGCGACAGAUUAUUAAAGCAGACUUCAAUAACUAUGACUAUAUAUUUGGUAUGGACGAGGACAACAUGAGAGACCUCAAGUCAAGAGCUCCAAAAGGGUCCAAAGCCAAGCUGCUGCUGUUUGGGGAGUUUGAUCCUGAGGGAGACAGGAUUAUCAGGGACCCCUACUAUGAUAGUGAUUCAAAGGGAUUUGAGAAAUGCUACCAACAGUCUGUGAGGUGUUCUAAAGGAUUCCUUGAGCAGUUGGAACAAGGAAAAGUCAAAUAGUUUUAAAUGCAUUAUGAAUACAUUCCAAAUUUACAAGUAAAUAGCUGAAGCAGUUAGUAACUCAAAACUUGCCAAUUAUAUUCAUUCACUAUACAUUCAAUUCAAUGUUAAUAAUGCCUAUAUUUGACAUUUUAAUCUAUACAGCAAAGUUUAAUUAAAAGUUAUAAAAAUUGUUAAAUUAAAAUAGCAAUAUUUUGUUA
Messenger RNA from Bicyclus anynana (squinting bush brown), 803 nucleotides. Its product is annotated as low molecular weight phosphotyrosine protein phosphatase. The record is from RefSeq and is a predicted model, not a curated record. Gene Ontology annotation, molecular function: non-membrane spanning protein tyrosine phosphatase activity; acid phosphatase activity. NCBI's taxonomy places the organism in Eukaryota, Metazoa, Arthropoda, Insecta, Lepidoptera, Nymphalidae. Gene Ontology annotation, cellular component: cytoplasm. The coding region runs from base 121 to 603 and encodes 160 amino acids. Gene Ontology annotation, biological process: protein dephosphorylation. The transcript is spliced from 4 exons.